This is a messenger RNA of Lycium barbarum (goji berry), 1380 nucleotides long. RefSeq names its product branched-chain-amino-acid aminotransferase 2, chloroplastic-like. The record is from RefSeq and is a predicted model, not a curated record. Bases 145 to 1281 code for a protein of 378 amino acids. NCBI's taxonomy places the organism in Eukaryota, Viridiplantae, Streptophyta, Magnoliopsida, Solanales, Solanaceae. The transcript is spliced from 9 exons. Gene Ontology annotation, biological process: branched-chain amino acid metabolic process. Gene Ontology annotation, molecular function: branched-chain-amino-acid:2-oxoglutarate transaminase activity.
UACUUACGCAAAACUUGUUUAGCCAUAUAAUUUCCUACACGUACGCAUUCUUGUUGCUUUACGUUUUUUCCCUCUGCUUUAACUGUAGCUUGAAACUCGGCGGGAAGAGAUCUAACACUAAGGUUUUAAUUUCUUUCUGCAAAGAUGAUUCGAGGGGUUGCAUCCUUUCGCAAAUUAUUUCAAUCUUCAGCUUUAUCUUCAAAGGUUGCAGCAAGGUAUUAUACGGCUCAGGCUGCUGUACAGCCAGCAAAUUACAGUAGCGAUGAGGAGUUUGCUGAUAUUGACUGGGACAAUCUUGGAUUCCAUUUGAUGCAAACUGAUUAUAUGUACGUUACAAAAAGCUCUGAAGACGGAAUAUUUAAACAAGGCCAGCUUAAUCGUUAUGGAAAUAUCCAAUUAAGCCCCUCUGCUGGUGUCUUGAACUACGGACAGGGGUUAUUUGAAGGUACAAAAGCCUAUAGAACAGAGGAUGGACGAGUAUUUCUAUUUCGCCCUCAACAGAACGCAAUUAGAAUGCAAAUUGGUGCAGAGAGAAUGUGCAUGCCAGCUCCUUCAACUGAUCAAUUUGUCGAGGCUGUUAAGCAAACGGCUCUCGCUAAUAAGCGUUGGAUUCCUCCUCCUGGAAAAGGGUCACUUUAUAUUAGGCCUCUGUUAAUAGGCAGUGGACCCAUUUUGGGUUUGGCUCCAGCACCUGAGUGCACUUUUCUUGUCUAUGCUUGCCCUGUGGGAAAUUAUUUCAAGCAAGGAACAGCGCCAUUGAACUUGUAUGUAGAAGAAGACUUUCAUCGUGCCUCACGUGGUGGAGCUGGCGGAGUCAAAAGCAUUACUAACUAUGCUCCGGUUUUAAAAGCGAUGAAGAAUGCGAAGGCGAAAGGAUAUUCAGAUGUACUAUAUCUUGAUGCAGUAAAUAAGAAGUAUAUUGAAGAAGUCUCUUCUUGUAAUAUUUUCCUUGUCAAGGGAAAUGUACUCUCAACUCCAAUAGCCAGAGGAACAAUUCUUGAAGGAAUAACGAGAAAAAGUAUCAUGGACAUUGCCCUUGAUCUUGGAUAUACGGUUGAAGAACGUUUAAUUGAAGCUGAUGAACUAAUUAGUGCUGAUGAAGUAUUUUGCACGGGAACUGCAGUUGGUGUUGCUCCUGUUGGAAGUAUCACUUACAAAGGCCAAAGGAUUGAGUAUAAAAUAAGCUCAGACCAGACAUGCAAGAAAUUUUAUUCUAGAUUAGUAGGGAUUCAAAAAGGUGUUAUCAAGGAUGAAAGAGACUGGGUCGUGGAGAUUGAAUGAUCUUAAUUUUUUAUAUUAUUUUUUUGCAUGAACAAGCUGUAUAUGAUUAUCUACAAAAAAAAAAAAAAAUGUACUAAUAAUCAUUGAUGAUAUAUCAAA